Messenger RNA from Lutzomyia longipalpis, 1970 nucleotides. RefSeq names its product probable cytochrome P450 6a13. NCBI's taxonomy places the organism in Eukaryota, Metazoa, Arthropoda, Insecta, Diptera, Psychodidae. The coding region runs from base 181 to 1665 and encodes 494 amino acids. The record is from RefSeq and is a predicted model, not a curated record. The transcript is spliced from 5 exons. Gene Ontology annotation, molecular function: heme binding; oxidoreductase activity, acting on paired donors, with incorporation or reduction of molecular oxygen; monooxygenase activity.
GAAAACUAAUCUCAUUCAAUUUUUUCCAAUUUCAAUAUCACCCAUGUCACGUCUCUCUGUGGAGAUAUGUAGUUGCAAACCAUCUCUUGUGCUGAAUUAAUAUCACCACAGAGGAGAGCCAGAAAUAUUCUGUUGUUCUUUUUUUUUGGCAAAAAAGAAAUAAAAUAACAACAAUAAAAAAUGUUCUGGAGUGUUGUGUUAAUUAUUUGUGGCCUUAUAUACCUGUGGCAAAAGUGGAAUUAUUCAUUUUGGCAGAGAAAUGGUGUCCCCGGUCCAAAUCCAUCAUUCUUCGUGGGAAACCUGGGACCUGUGGUCAAGCAAAAGGAUCACAUUGGGUUGAUGGCGGACACGUGGUAUAAAAAGUACGCAGAUGCACCCUACAUUGGGUACUACAAAGCCUUCACGCCGGCAAUUAUGGUGCGAGACAUGGACUUAGUGAAGAAUAUUUUAAUAAAGGACUUCACGUCAUUUCAUUCAAAUGAUCUCUUCUCAAAUGAUGAUCCGAAUGAAUUAUUGACUGUAAAUCCAUUUGUUCAAACAGAUGAGCAGAAAUGGAAAUUAAGUCGUACUGUGAUGUCUCCCAUGUUCACAACAACCAAAAUGAAAUCAAUAUUUCCACUUAUGCAGACGGCAUGCGAUAAAUUGAUUAAGUACAUUGAACAACAAGACUCUGAUACGGAUAUUGACGCCAAAAGUCUUUCUGCAAAAUUCACCACGGAAAAUGUAGCAUCGUGUGCAUUUAGUUUGAAUGCAAAUUGCUUUGAGGAUGGUGAUUGUGAAUUUCGGAGGAUGGGAAAGAAAAUCUUUCAACCGUCCUUUUGGAUGGGAAUCAAAUUUAUGCUAUUUUUCUUCUUUCCCUACAUCGCAAAAUUCUUCUCACUCUCCUUCCUGCCAAAAGAUGUGGACAAAUGGGCAAGACGGCUAAUCAGGGAGAAUGUGGCAUCGCGCAAAAAUAGAACACUAAACUACGACGAUAUGCUGCAAAUAAUGCUGAGUGUUCAGGAUAAGUACAACUUGACACAGGAUCACAUUGCCGGUCAUGCACUAUCGUUUUUUGUCGAUGGAUAUGAAACUUCAAGUACCGUCCUAUCUUUUGCACUGUGGCAAUUGGCACGUCAUCCGGAUGUGCAGAAAAAAGUCUCGGAUGAAAUUGUGACGGUUUUGCACAAACAUGCCAACAGCCUUUCUUUCGAGGCACUCAGCGAGAUGAAUUACUUGGAUUUGGUCAUUCAGGAGACACUCCGUAUAAAUGCGGUGGGGCUAACAAUGCACAAGAAAUGUACAAAACCCUACAUGCUACCCAAAUUGCCAGGACAAAAGGAGCCAUUUGUCCUACAGCCAGGAACACCCAUUCUCAUACCCAUCUACUCAAUUCACCACGAUCCCAACAUCUAUCCCAAUCCCGAAGUCUUCAAUCCAAUGCGAUUCACCGAAGAGGAACGCCAGAAACGCCCCAAAUGCUCCUAUAUGCCAUUUGGUGAGGGUCCAAGAAUUUGCCCUGGAAUGAAGUUUGGUCUUCUGCAGACGAAAUUAGCACUCGUGUGUAUUGUAAAGAAUUUCACAAUCACAGAAUCGAGGAAUUGCAAGCCAUUUGUAAUUGAUGUGCGGUCACUUAUUUUGCAAGCGAGAGAUAGAUUAAUUUUGAAUUUUGAAAAGAAAAAUUAAAUUCUUUUGAAUUAAGAUUGUUUUAAUGGGAUACACUAUGUUGAUGAAGCAUAAAGCUUACAAAUGCAUAAGCUACAAAAGAUAUUUAUAAGGAUGAAAAUUAAUCUAAAUGUAAAGAAUUACAGAUUUUUGUGUAUGUGUCUUAUGUGCAUAUGCUGGAAAGGAAAAAUAAGAAACUUUGAACAAAAAUAUUCAAAGAAAACAUUCUCUUUAUAUUUUUAUAGACCGGACGUAAUUAAAUAGAUUAUGUAUGUUCAAAAACAAAAUAAUAGAAUUUAAAUAAAAAAUCAAAUGAAAAAAAAAAA